CAACACAUGUUGCAUCACAUCUUGAUAAGUCUCAUAUAUAGACUCUGAACUUUACUAAUUUGUAAUGUUCAACAAUUGCAGUACAAAAUGUCAUCUCCAGCAAUAAUUGAAACAGUGUGGAAUGCAACGACAAAAUGCAUCAUCAUUGAGGAUGUUAAUUCGGUGAGUGCCUCUCCCGAACUAACGCCGAAUAGCGACACAAAAAACAUAAGAUCAACACCACCACCACCACCAUUCAAGAAACGCAUGGUUAGCUUUCAGAGAGAGUUGACACUAGAUAUACCUGCUCAACCUAGCUGUCGGAGAGACUUGAAGCUUAAUAUACCCCCUCAUCCAAUGACGCUAGAUGGUGUAGUACACUUUCAUCUGACUUUGGAAGAUGCAGCGCGUCCAUCUGGAUGUAUCGUCAAUCCGAUUCAACCUGAAUGGCCACAAAUGCUCAAGAUUUCGAACGGGUCCUGCUUGCAGGAAAUAUUCAUAUACACGCAGGGAGAUCACGUUGUAAUUCGAACAUUUAAACUUAAACUUAUCGUUGUGAACAAGGUGAAGCGGGUAGGCUGUAUGCCUUACAGCUCGAAGUUUGCACGACUACCUCGACAGGAGUUUGACUACAUGAUCACCUGCUGCACAGAAAGAGGAAUUCGGGAGUAUAUGCGUGCCAUUCAAGAUGAUUUGGCCGUUCCAAACCAGGCACUGGCUACACCUUUGAAUGCACAGCAUCACCUAGGACUGGGAUACGAGUUCAAAGUGCAUUCUGAUAUAAACCUUUUCGAAGUAACAUCGACUUACCACGACCGGGUAAAACAAAAAUUUACCCAACUUUGGUCAGUGUACCUCAAUUUCGAGGAGAUGGAGGAUGUAUUGAAAAACAUACACAGUCUUAUUCCUCCCUUAGCUAUAGAGGACAUGAAUUGUAUAGCCACGUUACAUGGUGAUCAUAUGAACCAGGAGGGUAUGUGGGCUUGUAACGUGUGCCAAUAUCUCUCUCCAUGUGAUAACCUGCUUGACAAUUAGAUACACUUUUUAUCUUUAAAUUGUGUUGUACUAGCUAAAGCAUUCAUUGCAGGCAACAUAAUUACAUCAAUGGGAAAUCACACAAAACAUUUCUCUGUCUAUUGUUAUUUUGUAUUCAAUUUUUAAUAAAUGAUUCAAUUAUUAUCCCAUCGAACGAAGUUCGGAGGGAUAUAGGGAACGCCUCCGUCCGUCCGUCCGUCCAUACAUCCUUCCAUACGUCAGUCCGUCCGUCUGUCCGUCCGUCCGGGUGAUAACUCAAAUACCGUUGGCCCGAUUUUGUUCACAUUUUGUACAAAUAUGCCCUAUGGCGAUAGAAGUUCUACUCGAAAGCCGAUUUUCAAAAUGGCCACUCGUUUCAAAAUGGCGGCCAUUUCAAUGCCGAUUUUACAGUAAUUUAGGUACAAUAUAUAAAACUGUAAUAGCAAUGUGUUUUAAAUGUAAAGAAGUUAUAAAGGACAUAAUAAAGCUAGAAAUGUAGAUAUUUAAGAAACACACGGCAGCCAACUUGUAAAAUGGCGGCCCUUACACGCUAUUUACGAUUUUUGCUGUAACUUGAAAAGUAGUGGAGCGAUUGUGUUCAUAUUUGAUAUUUGAAUACUCAUAAGCAUGGCACACUGUCUAAUGAUACUUUGGGUAGUAGGUGGCCAUUUUACGUGUGUUAUUUUACGUUUUUUCCCCAUAACUUGAAAAGUAGUGGAGCGAUUUUGUUCAUAUUUGAUAUGCGAAUACUAUAUUGCAUGGCACCCUG
This is a messenger RNA of Owenia fusiformis, 1762 nucleotides long. The record is from the annotation of a GenBank genome assembly. NCBI's taxonomy places the organism in Eukaryota, Metazoa, Annelida, Polychaeta, Sabellida, Oweniidae.